Microplitis demolitor is the source of this 1945-nucleotide messenger RNA. Its product is annotated as receptor-type guanylate cyclase daf-11. Gene Ontology annotation, biological process: intracellular signal transduction; cGMP biosynthetic process; receptor guanylyl cyclase signaling pathway. The transcript has 11 exons. Gene Ontology annotation, molecular function: guanylate cyclase activity; peptide receptor activity. NCBI's taxonomy places the organism in Eukaryota, Metazoa, Arthropoda, Insecta, Hymenoptera, Braconidae. The record is from RefSeq and is a predicted model, not a curated record. Bases 4 to 1935 code for a protein of 643 amino acids.
AUAAUGUCACCGCGUAACGGUUCGUGUGUGGCUGAAUCAAGCUCUGUACGUAGUUUGUCUUCAGACGAUGUAUCUGCAAGCAAGUCGAGUAAAAAAAAAUCAUGUUGGAAACGUGCUACUGAUCCAGCUCAUCGCCGGGGUCGCCGUAUUCAAUUACUUCAAAUGCUCGUUCUUCCUUUUAUACCAAUACUCGCGCUUAUUGUACAGACUGCUAAUACUCUUCAUGAUAUACUUAUCUAUCGACAAGAAGUAUCCGAUAUUGAAGCUCAGGUAACAAUUGCAACUGACCUGGGUAAAGUUGUUACUGGAAUGCAAUUAGAGCGCUCCGAAGUGGCAUUCUUCAUUUACACAAACGGUAGCCGUCUAAGGUUCAAUUUGACCCAACGAUAUUUUAUCACCGAUCAGACUCUGAUGAAUAUGACAACCUGGCCAUUGGCUUCAGUACCUCGUGAUGAAUCUAAAACUCAAACUUAUGAUGUCGUAAAUAAAGCAGCUUUUCAAGCACGUCUUGAUGAUUUUAGAGAAAAAAUAAGCCCUGAAGAAAGUACGAUGGCUGAAGUAAUGGCCUGGUAUACGAGUGUAAAUGCCGCGAUGCUCGAUAUUUUAACAAAUCAAAUAAAAGAAACUGACAAUAGCGGUGUUUGGAGGUAUUUAAUAGCUUUUAAAAAUCUAUUGCGGAGUAUUGAGAGUAUUGGUAUAGCUUCCGUGUACGGUAUCAAUUACUUUGGACGUGGUAUACUCAUGGGCGACAAUUACGUCAGUUAUGUUCGACAUGAAGCACUUGGUAGAGAUCUUUUAAAUGGCUCGCUCACCUAUGUACCGAGUUUAAAGAGUCUGUAUGCUGAGCUUACGCGCACUAUGCCUGGAUAUGGAAAAAUUAAAUCCAGAAGAGAUGAAAUACUGAGAAAUUUUAGGCGCGAACCAAAUUUCGAUGACGCCAUUGCUUAUUUUGAUUCAAUGGCAAUGUAUGUCGAUGAAUUACGUAAAUUACAAAGUGCAUUGCGCGAUAUGAUAAGAGACUAUGUUAAUUCAACCUUAAAGGACGCAAGUAAUAAACAAGCUGCGGGGAUCGCUAUUGUUGUCUUAGUGCUUGUUAUAUCACCGAUAAUUAUCAUACUUGUACGCAAUGCGGUUGCAACUAUUCAGAUGUAUGCAGCAAAUUUAGCGCAAAAAGCCCGUGAACUAAAGCGCGAAAAACGUAAAAGCGACACAUUAUUAUUUCAAAUGUUACCACCGAGUGUUGCACAGCAGCUGAAGCAAACGCAGCAGGUACCCGCUGAAUACUAUGAGGCUGUUACUGUUUACUUUAGUGACAUUGUUGGAUUUACUGAAAUAGCAGCUGAAAAUACACCUCUAGAAGUCGUGACAUUCUUAAACUCAGUAUACAAGUUAUUUGACGCACGUAUCGAGUGUUACGAUGUUUAUAAAGUAGAAACUAUUGGUGAUUCUUAUAUGGUUGCUUCUGGAUUACCCGUUAGAAAUGGUGAUAAACAUGUUUCGGAGAUAGCAACGAUGGCGCUAGAUCUUUUAGCAGCUUCAUCAGUAUUCCAAGUACCUAAACGUCCUGGUGAACGAUUACAAAUACGUAGCGGUGCUCAUACUGGUCCAGUUGUUGCUGGAAUAGUUGGUACUAAAAUGCCACGUUAUUGUUUGUUUGGAGAUACCGUCAAUACUGCUAGUAGAAUGGAGUCCACUGGAGAAGCUCUACGUAUUCAUAUAAGCCUGGAGAUGAAGAAAGCUUUAGACGCUGUAGGAGGCUUCAAAAUUUCACACCGAGGACUGGUAGAUGUGAAAGGAAAAGGACUGAUGGAUACUUAUUGGUUGGAAUGCAAAGAUGGAGGAAUUGCACGUGCAGCGGAAUUGGAUUUGCCUACAUUCUUUGAAGAUGUGCGGCCGGUAUUCAUGAGACGACUUCGCGAGGAUGAUACGCUUUGAUGUGAGCCCU